Oldenlandia corymbosa var. corymbosa is the source of this 777-nucleotide messenger RNA. Lineage: Eukaryota; Viridiplantae; Streptophyta; Magnoliopsida; Gentianales; Rubiaceae. The record is from the annotation of a GenBank genome assembly.
AUGGAGGGGACCAGAUUCCGCCAACCAUUGCCGCUAAGACCCCUUCAUUCAAAAGCUGCGCAAACAACACUGCAAUCGUCUCCGAAGUUGCAAGCUACUAACGACGACCAACAAACCUCAGCAAACCAGAAAGCCACCGAAGAUAUCACCGCUGCUGCUACUGAACACACCACCCCCAUUGUUGCGACUAAACCUAUUGUAGCGACCCAAAUCAUAGACGCGACUGAAACCCUUCAACCGGUUUCUGUAGUUGCUGCUAUUCCAAUGAUUGAAUCUGGGAAAUCAACUUCGCUUCAAUCUUCUCCGAUGGCUGCUACAUCGUCAAUGGUGGAGGGCUGGCGAGAAACUCCAAUGACAGCCGGCGAACUAGAAAUCCCAACGAUUUCGCAAACUCUAAAACUGAAUUUCGUUGAUGUGCAAUCCUAUGUUACCCAGACUCGACUGUUUAGGCCUCUGUACCUGUGUCGACACGAGUCGACACCGACACGGAAUCCCCCUGAGAAGCAAAUCUUUGCUGAAGUCGCUUCUGGUUUGCGGCCAUCUGCUGAUGCUGUUCCGCCACCUCUGGAAGAUCACAAAACCAUCAUUGCCGGCGUUACAGCCCAAAUUGAAUCCUCCCAAAGAGAAGACACUCCACUGCCGGCAAUGGAAGAGCGUCAGCAGCCACCGGCGAUGGAGGAAACUCAGGGAAUUCCGCACAACCCUGCUAAUUCGCAUCUGAGCUGCGUGUCAACUGCGCCCGCUGCUGUUGCGGCUGUUGCACCUAUUGCGACAUGA